CGAUAGGUUACGAUUAACAGUGAUAUUACUCGAUAAGUUAUGAUAAACAGUGAUAUUUCUCUUAACAGAGUAGUUAGCAUAAGCCAGUUAGCGUUAGCUAACCCUGCUAACGCUAGUGUGUUAGCAGGGUUAGCUAACCCUGCUAACACACUGGUGUUGCAGGCUGGUGUUGCUGUCGGCUAAUACGGUAAACUACAGGUAUUUUAUCGGACUGUACCUCUUAAAUAUAGCCUCCUUUCCUAAGGCCUCUGUUUACAAGCAACAACCUAAUUUCCAAUGUAAUUAUUCAUGUAAUUAUUUUUUUGGGACUUGCUUCAGUUUGCACCAUUUAUUCAGGGCUGUAACGUUACAGUGCGACAGUUUUGACUGCAUAUGCUAUUAAAAAUUAUUCUAUGCAAACUAAAAUGGGAGUUUUGCAGCGAGCUCUGUCUCUCUCCUCUGCUCUGUCUGUGGAAGGUGAGGCUGAGCUCCACACAUACAACAGGCCGACAGGAUGAAACAGACUUUAGGUUUCACGUUAUCAAGUCGAGUAGAGCUCCUUGCUGUCAUUGGCAACAAAAUCUGUCAUUGAGAUGAAGUUUUUCAAACAAUACAGAGCUUAUUAUACUGAUAAUGAACUGUUAUGAACAGACUCAAAGCAGACAUUUACUGUAUGUAGCAAUUGAGUCUAAUUAGCUAAAUAUAUUAAAAUAAGUUUUUUUAUGAGGCUGACUGCAGCCUGCACCUCCUCUAAAAGCAGCAGUGAGUCUGAGCAGCAGCAAGAGAGGAUGCAUUUUACCACAGAGCUGUUAACCAGUUUAAAAACCUGUAGCUUUUUUAAACAGUAGUUUGUGUUUGUUAUGCUUACUCAUGUAAAAUUUUAGCAGUGGCAUUAUCAGCUGCAGCACUGUGCCACUUUUGAAAGCAUAUAGAGUAAACACUAAAAGAUCACACAGGACAAAUUAUUCUUCAAAAGUCUUGUGCUGUUCCCAAGUGUUGAUUCUGUUAUGUUAUAUGUUAUAUAUAAGUUUCUCCUUGUCUCAUCUCCUUGCCUCCUUUCCUCUUCCACUCUUUCAUCUAGAUAGGAGCUUUGAACCACCAAAAGUCUCAGCAGCUCAAGGUGGAUUUACCCCCAGAGGAGACGACCACUACCACCAUUAACAUAAACCAGCUGAUAGACAUGGACCUGCUCAUUUCGAAGAAUAAGAAGCGUGAGGGCCAAACCCUCCCUGAAAAGUCAAAAGAUCAGGAGGAUGGAGAGGAGACAGACGAGCCAGAGGAGGAAAUGGACCAGUGCCCUUCAGACCCAGAUGUUCCUCCACUGAAGAGAACUGAGAGUGUCUUUCUUACAAAGAAAAUGCUUGGGAUCUCUGAAUAUAAAUCAAUGACAAGCAGUGAAAAAAGUGAGGAUGAGUAUGUGCCUAGUUCUACACCAGAAUCAGAAGUAUCUGAGAAAGAACUCAAACUGCUCAAGUCUCCAACAAACUACAGUUCAUCAAACUCGGAUGUUCGACGCUUGAACAAAGGUCGUGUGAAGCCUGUGAAAUGCAGACAGAGCACAUCUUCCUCUUUCCAAUCCAUGGCAGAUUGUGAGUUAUCCGAAUCCUCCAGUGACACGGAUGUAAAAGUCUUGAGGCUAAAAAAGAAAAAAAAUGGUGGUCGAGUCUACGAUAAGAGGCAGUACUGUCUGUACUGUUGUAAACCAUAUGCCAAAAUUGCACGGCACUUGGAUAAGAAACACAGCAACUUGGAGGAGGUAGCACGAGCAUUCAGUUAUCCAAAAGGAUCAGUGGAGAGAAAGCUGCAGAUAACUCUAAUUCGAAAUAAAGGCAAUCGUCGCCACAACUUUGAGGUCCUGGAGGAGGGUAAAGGGGUGAUGGUUCCCUCUCAACAAAGCACUGAACCAGUGAAUGCAAAAGACUAUUUGCACUGCACAUACUGUGAGGCAUUACUCAAAAGGAAAGUGUUGUGGCGGCACAUGAAAAAAUGCAAAUUGGCAAAGAAAAGCAUGAAGCCAGGCAGAACCAGAGUGCAGUCACUUUGUGCUGCUGGACAGCCUGUCCCAAAGGAGAUCAAUGACAAAGUCUGGUGCCUAGUAAAUGGCAUGAAUCAAGACAACAUAACAGACACAAUUCGGCAAGAAAAAUAUAUUCUGAAGUUAGGAGAACACUUCUAUAACAAAAAAGGGACAGACAAAAGCCAACACCAAUAUAUCAGACAAAAAAUGCGGGAAAUGGGAAGAUUAGUUCUCCUAGCAAAGACCCAUGGCAAGCUGAAAACAAUACAUGACUUCUUUCUGCCAGCAAACUUCUGCCACGUUGUGAAAGCUGUGAAGAUGGUCUGUGGAUGGAGUGAAGAUACCAGCAGUUUCAAGAUUCCAUCCUUGGCGCUCAAACUAGGCCAUAGUCUAACUAAAAUAGCAGAUAUUGCAGAGUUUGAAGCAAGGAUGUCAGAGAACAAGAAGGCCCUUGAAAAUGUGAUGACGUUCAGGACAUUGAAAGAGAAUAAAUGGGAUGAGUGGGUGUCUUCGCAUGCACUGAGGAACCUCAGAGAGUCGAAGUGGAAUAAACCUCUUCUUAUCCCCUACUGUGAAGAUGUUGUGAGACUGCACAACCACAUUGACACAGAAAGGCCCAAGUAUCGAUCCAAUCUUGAAACUGCACCAAAUAAGAGGAACUGGUUAAAUCUUGCUAAACUAACACUUUGUGAAGUGAUCGUCUUCAAUCGUAGGAGAGAGGGAGAAGUUUCAAAGAUGUCCCUGAAUGACUUCAUGUUGAGAAACACCUUUGCCAGUAAUCCAGAUCUUGAUCUUGCCUUGACUGACAUGGAAAAGAAGCUCUGCAAAUACUUUGAGCGUGUGGAAAUCAAAGGUAAGCGGGACAGAAAGGUCCCUGUCUUACUCAGCCCAGACAUGGUGUCCUCCAUACAGAUGCUGGUGAGAUAUCGACGACAAUGUGAUGUGCCAGAUGAGAAUGUGUAUUUGUUUGGUAGACCUGAGGCAGAAAGUCACCUCAGAGGAUCUGAUGCCAUCCGUGCUAUUGCAUGUGAAUGCGGGGUGAAGGACCCUCAAACGUUGACAUCGACAAGAUUAAGGAAACAAAUGGCAACAAUGUCACAAGUUCUAAACUUGAAAGAGAAUGAGGAGGACUGCCUUGCAGGUUUCAUGGGUCACAACAUCAGGGUCCAUCGACAAUAUUAUCGGCUCCCUGAAGGGACAUUACAAGUUGCGAAAGUUGCAAAGUUGCUUAUGGCCUGUGGAAGAGGAGAGCUAUCAAAAUUUAAAGGCCUGACAUUGGACGAGAUCAACGUUGAUCCAAAUGAGGAAGUACCUGAAGACAGCUCUCUAUCUGGAAGUGAAGAUGAAGAUGUGAUGUCGAGUCUAUCCUCUAACUCAUCAGGUCUAAGACCAGUGAAAAUGACUAGACCCGUUCACAGGACACCUACAGAGGAGGACCAGGAGUCUGAUGCUUCAUCACAGCUAACCAGAGGUAGAUCAAGGAACUGGACAGAGGAGGACCAUGACUCUGAUACCUCAUCACAGCCAUUGAAUCACUGUUUUCAAGAUGAGUCAAGACCUGUGAAGAAGAUGAAACCCACCAAGAGGACACCUAGAGAGGAGGACCCUGAGUCUGGUACCUCAUCACAGCCAAGAAAAGACGAGUCAAGACGUGUGAAGAAGAUGAAACCCACCAAGAGGACAUCUAGAGAGGAGGACCCUGAGUCUGAUACCUCAUCACAGCCAAGAAAAGAUUCAUCAAGAAAGAAGAGGAAGAUGUGGAGCAAAGCAGAAGUCCACGCUGUGGAACAAAAGCUAAUGCACAACAUUAAGACUGGCAAGGUUCCUGGGAAAGCACAGUGUCUUGAAUGUAUCCAUGCAUUCCCAGAUGCACUGAAAGGUAGGACCUGGGAUGCUGUGAAAUACUAUGUGAAAAACCGCAUAGACACCUGGAAGCGGCGGUCUACGAGGUAACUGCAAGCUCUUGUUUUGUGUUUGAAAGAGCAACUGUUAAUGCAGCUCUCACCAUUUGAUCUGUUGAUUAGCUGAACCUCAGAGGUCAGCUUUUGAAGUUCUGCUGUUAGAGAGCAGUGAUCUGCUCAGAUUGCACUUUAUUUUAUGCAAUUUAUUUCAUACAUAACAGAAAUUUUUUUGUACUGUUAUGCUUCUUCAAUUCAUGGAUUAGCAAAUGUUUUAAAAAGUUUGUUUAACCCUCACAUAUUGCUCAUAUUCUGAGUCAUAAUUACUCUACACCAGGGCUUCUCAAUUCCAGUCCUCGCACCCCCCUGCCCUGCAUGUUUUAGAUGUGUCCCUCCUUCACCACACCAGAUUUAAAUGAUCAGCUCGGCAUCAAGCUCUGCAGAGGCCUGAUAACGAGACACUCAUUUGAAUCAGGUGUGGUGGAGGAGGGACACAUCUAAAACAUGCAGGGCAGGGGGGUGUGAGGACUGGAAUUGAAUUCAUUCAAAUAUUGAAAAUAUUUUACAUUAAUGGGUUCCAAUUGUAGCAGUUACUGAUCUUUACAUUAAUUAUUAACAUUUCUGUAUAUCAGUAAUGUUGCCUGCUGUUAAAAAUAAAUGACAGACUUUUCAUUCAA
Molecule: messenger RNA, 4571 nt
Organism: Fundulus heteroclitus (mummichog)
Lineage: Eukaryota; Metazoa; Chordata; Actinopteri; Cyprinodontiformes; Fundulidae
Exons: 9
Coding region: 1160-3949 (929 amino acids)
Source: RefSeq, a predicted model, not a curated record